This is a messenger RNA of Gossypium raimondii (Peruvian cotton), 1669 nucleotides long. Its product is annotated as probable fructokinase-6, chloroplastic. Gene Ontology annotation, cellular component: chloroplast stroma; cytosol. The coding region runs from base 218 to 1384 and encodes 388 amino acids. The transcript has 7 exons. NCBI's taxonomy places the organism in Eukaryota, Viridiplantae, Streptophyta, Magnoliopsida, Malvales, Malvaceae. Gene Ontology annotation, biological process: fructose metabolic process. The record is from RefSeq and is a predicted model, not a curated record. Gene Ontology annotation, molecular function: fructokinase activity.
CAAAAAUCUUUACUUCGUUUUCUCCAUUACUCAGUCUCUCACUCUCACUCUCACUCUCACUCUCACUCUCACUUCAUUUGUUUAUCUUUUUUUCUUCUCCAAAAAAUUUAGAAAAAAAAAAGCACCCAAAUCCCAAAUAUUUUGAUCUUGUUGCUAACCCAUCCUUCAUCCACCCAAAUUCAAUCAUUUUCAAUUUUGUUCAUAUAUAAAUUCUUUUAUGGCUGCUCUUUACUCAACUUCCUCUUGCUUUUGUGGUAGUUUGGGUUCUUACCCAGUUCAUAAAUCAGUAAAAUUGGGUCAUGGCAAGGUUAGAGAUUCUGGGUUUUAUUUUCCUCAUCGUUUUCAGUGUGCUACUCCUAAAUUACAUGUCCAAGCAAAAGCCCUUUCUGUUGAUGGGUUACCUGAAAUAAUGGAUUCUUCACUUGUGGUUUGUUUCGGGGAAAUGCUGAUAGAUUUUGUCCCGACGAUCAGUGGUCUUUCUUUGGCGGAAGCCCCUGCAUUUAAAAAGGCCCCUGGGGGUGCUCCUGCUAAUGUAGCUGUCGGCAUAGCUCGUCUUGGUGGUUCAUCUGCUUUUAUCGGGAAGGUUGGUGAAGAUGAAUUCGGGUACAUGCUUGCUGACAUAUUAAAGGAAAAUAACGUCAACAAUGAAGGGAUGCGUUUUGAUCCUGGUGCACGAACUGCUUUAGCAUUCGUAACAUUAAGGAGUGACGGUGAACGUGAAUUCAUGUUUUAUCGUAAUCCUAGUGCUGAUAUGUUGCUUCAAGAAAAUGAACUCGAUUUUGAUUUGAUUACAAAGGCAACGAUAUUUCAUUAUGGUUCCAUAAGUCUUAUUACAGAACCAUGCAAGUCGGCUCACAUUGCUGCAGCAAAAGUUGCAAAGGAUGCAGGUGUUGUUCUUUCCUACGAUCCCAACCUUAGGCUUCCGUUAUGGCCCUCUGCGGAGAGUGCAAGGAAAGGGAUUUUGAGCAUUUGGGAUACUGCCGAUAUUAUCAAGGUAAGUGAAGAAGAGAUCUCUUUUCUAACACAAGGAGAAGAUCCAUACGAUGAUGCUGUUGUCCGCAAGUUGUUCCACCCGAAUUUGAAAUUGCUUCUAGUUACAGAGGGCGCGGAUGGUUGCCGUUAUUAUACUCAGGAAUUCAGUGGGAAAGUGAAGGGCUUGAAAGUAGAAGCCGUAGACACCACUGGUGCCGGGGAUGCUUUUGUUGCUGGAACAUUAUCGCAACUAGCUUCUGAUCUUUCCUUGAUUCAGGACGAAGACCGAUUGAGAAAUGCUCUCAAGUUUUCUAACGUGUGCGGUGCAUUGACCGUGACAGAAAGAGGUGCAAUUCCCGCUUUGCCGACUAGAGAAGCUGUUGUUAAUGCUCUCCUCAAAACCGUGGCAUAAGUUUUCUUCCCUAAACACCGUGAUUAGCCCACUUUCAGGCAUCUAUUCCUAUAUAUGUCUUGUGGCAACUAGGACUAAAUCGGAAUGAUGAUAGUAAUAUUCUAUCAUCACCGCUGCCUUCAUCGGUGGACUUAAAUGAUUCCUUAAAUUGAUGUGUCAAGGAACAAAAUCAAUAAAAUUACUGAAAUGAUUGGUGAUUUUUGUAUUCUAUCUUUCCUAGUAUGUACUAUAUGUAUGAUACUUUCAAAUUGGUUUAGCGAAUGGAGGAACUUCCUUGAUUCUUAA